This is a messenger RNA of Eleginops maclovinus (Patagonian blennie), 2378 nucleotides long. RefSeq names its product arrestin red cell-like. Gene Ontology annotation, biological process: signal transduction; G protein-coupled receptor internalization; positive regulation of ERK1 and ERK2 cascade. The transcript is spliced from 14 exons. The record is from RefSeq and is a predicted model, not a curated record. Gene Ontology annotation, molecular function: angiotensin receptor binding. The coding region runs from base 109 to 1332 and encodes 407 amino acids. NCBI's taxonomy places the organism in Eukaryota, Metazoa, Chordata, Actinopteri, Perciformes, Eleginopidae. Gene Ontology annotation, cellular component: cytoplasm.
GGCUGAUUUAUUCCAAAAAGCUGCCACUAGCAGUAUAGCCGCGGACACAGUGGACCGAGACAGGCAACACACAGACACAUAACAGAUACUCCACACAGCUCUGAGGAGAUGGGGGACAAAGCGGGGACCAGAGUUUUUAAGAAGUCCAGCCCCAACUGCAAGAUCACCGUUUAUCUAGGGAAGCGUGACUUUGUUGAUCACUUAGACCACGUAGACCCAGUUGAUGGAGUGCUUCUUGUAGACCAAGAGUAUCUGAAGGACCGAAAAGUGUUUGUGACUAUGACCUGUGCGUUUCGUUAUGGUCGGGAGGAUCUGGACGUCCUGGGCCUUUCCUUCCGGAAGGAUCUGUACGUCAGCACACUGCAGGUCUUCCCCCCUCUGGAGGAGAAGAAGACGCCUCUGAGCCGCCUGCAGGAGCGGCUGCUGAAGAAGCUGGGUCAGCAGGCCCACCCCUUCCACUUCACUAUCCCCCAGAAGCUGCCUUGCUCCGUAACCCUCCAGCCAGGCGCAGAGGACACUGGGAAGGCGUGUGGCGUGGACUAUGAACUCCGAGCGUUCUGUGCUAAGACUGCAGAGGAGAAGAUCCACCAAAGGAAUUCUGUUCAACUGUUGAUCCGGAAGGUUCAGUACGCACCGGAGAAGCCGGGUCCGCAGCCGAUGGUGGAGACCAGUCGCAGCUUCCUGAUGUCCGACAGAUCUCUACACCUAGAGGCCUCACUGGAUAAGGAGCUGUACUACCAUGGUGAGCCCAUCAGUGUCAACGUCCACGUCACCAACAACUCCACCAAGAGUGUGAAGAGGGUGAAGAUAUCUGUUCGUCAGUAUGCCGACAUCUGUCUGUUCUCCACGGCUCAGUAUAAGUGUCCGGUUGCCCAGGUUGAAGCAGAUCACCAGGUUUCUCCCAGCUCCACCUCCUGCCAGGUCUACACUCUGACCCCCACACUGGGUACCAACAGGGAAAAGAGAGGCCUGGCCCUGGAUGGAAAGCUAAAGCAUGAAGACACCAACCUGGCCUCCAGCACCAUAGUAAAAGAAGGGACCAACAAGGAGAUGAUGGGGAUUCUGGUGUCCUACAGAGUCAAAGUCAAACUGGUGGUGUCUCUUGGAGGGGACGUAGCAGUGGAACUCCCGUUUGUCCUCAUGCAUCCCAAACCCGUAGACCUGCCCAGUUCCCAACCACAGUCAGUUGCUCCAGAGGCUGAUGCUACUGUGGACACAAACCUCAUAGAGUUUGAGAUGAAUACGCCCACUACGGCCGAUGACCUUGUCUUUGAAGACUUUGCUCGUCUGGGGCUGACGGGGACGAAGGAUGAGAGCGACCCCUUCUGUUAGCUCCUCCUUGGCCAGCAGCUACUUAUCCGAGUCUCCGGGUUACAGGUGCUCGACCCCAGAACGCAGGAAAAAGGACUUGUGAGGGCAGCCUCCUGAAGUUUUCCACAUUUUAAUUGUACCAUUUAUUCCGUAUGGGCUACUAGAUGUGUUUUUCUUGUCAAAGGUAUAAAACUAAGUCAUACUGGUUGUAUUUUAGUGUACAAAAGCAGGAUUUAACUAAGUGAGGCUGAUUGUUGGAAGCACUGCUGCGUGACUGUUUUUAACCUGCUGAUAUCAGUAUUGUACAUGCUGCUGUGAUUCAGGAUUCAUUCAUGGGACGAGGAAAUAAAAGUGGUAUUUUUUUAUACUGAUAAUAGGUUAGCUGUUGUCUUCAGGGGAACCUCCAACUUGUACUGCUUCCUGUUGAUUAUUCUUUAAAAUGAAAUAAAUAAAUCAUUUUUAUAUCUGGAGCAGACCAAGCUAGAGGGUAAGAGUUAAAUACACAGAAAUGAUUUUAUUUUUAUAGUUAUUUUUUGUAUUUUUAGUAAUCGAUUCAAGCGUGGGAUCAGCUCUUUAGUGCAAAGUAAAAAGAAAUACGCUAUUGCUCAUAUAGUUGAUGUUUUUCUGGGUCAAAAAUUGUGAACAAAAGUGACACCGUUUCUACAUUACCUCAAACAUGUCUUAGCAUUUCAUUGUGUGCCAAUAUAGUAUAAAACUAAAGUAUUAUAUCUGUGAUGAGAUUUUAUUGGCCUGCCAUGUUAGAAUUUGGAUUUUAUCACAUAGAAAAAUGCUAGCUCGAUCAAAAGAACCAUUUGAUUAUUCUGUCUAUACUGUAUCAUCAUCUAACAUGAAGUAGAGCAGCUAGACAAUCAAUCUCUAAACAGGCUUUGUAUCUAUGGAGAUGAUUUUAGAUAUACAUUUGUUUUUUUCCACGUGGAGAUGUAAAUGUAAAGCUUUUGUAUGUCAAUGUACGUGAACCAUGGCAUUUAUUAUAAUCAAUUUGUAAAACAACGAAAAUGCUACCUGUUAAAUAAGAUGUCACCAUAUAGUAAAAACAUAUGACAAGA